Messenger RNA from Equus quagga, 2348 nucleotides. It is a transcript of the gene MOB1B, whose product is annotated as MOB kinase activator 1B. Lineage: Eukaryota; Metazoa; Chordata; Mammalia; Perissodactyla; Equidae. Bases 309 to 959 code for a protein of 216 amino acids. The record is from RefSeq and is a predicted model, not a curated record. Gene Ontology annotation, cellular component: cytoplasm; nucleus. Gene Ontology annotation, molecular function: protein kinase activator activity. The transcript has 6 exons. Gene Ontology annotation, biological process: hippo signaling; positive regulation of protein phosphorylation.
GAGGAGGGGGUGGGGGAGCUCCGCUGCGGCCGCGGCGGCCGUUCUCCCGGGAGCGAGCGAACGGCCCUUUCCCCGCCUCCCUUUCCUUCCCCUCCCAUUGACUGAUUCAAGCCGAGCGCUUCCCACUUCCGCCCCCUCUGCCUGCCACUGGAACUAGCAAAGCCCAGCAAGUUGCGGCCGCCGACCAGCCGGCGCUCCCCUCCUCCUCUCCUCCUCUUCCUCUCUCCUGUCCUUUUCCCUGGCCGCCGCAGCCGCCGCCGCCCCCGAGGCCUCGUGACGCCGAGCCCGCAGCCCACGCCGCGGCCGACAUGAGCUUCUUAUUUGGUAGUCGCUCCUCUAAAACAUUUAAACCAAAGAAGAACAUUCCAGAGGGUUCACACCAGUAUGAGCUCUUAAAGCAUGCAGAAGCCACACUUGGCAGUGGCAACCUCCGGAUGGCUGUCAUGCUUCCUGAGGGGGAAGAUCUAAAUGAAUGGGUUGCAGUGAACACUGUGGAUUUCUUCAAUCAGAUCAACAUGCUUUACGGAACAAUCACAGAUUUCUGUACAGAGGAAAGUUGUCCGGUGAUGUCAGCUGGCCCAAAAUAUGAGUAUCACUGGGCAGAUGGAACAAACAUAAAGAAGCCUAUUAAGUGCUCUGCACCAAAGUAUAUUGAUUACCUGAUGACUUGGGUUCAGGAUCAGUUGGAUGAUGAGACGUUAUUUCCGUCAAAAAUUGGUGUCCCAUUCCCGAAGAAUUUCAUGUCGGUGGCAAAAACUAUACUCAAACGCCUCUUUAGGGUUUAUGCUCAUAUUUACCAUCAGCAUUUCGACCCUGUGAUCCAGCUUCAGGAGGAAGCUCAUCUCAAUACGUCUUUCAAGCACUUUAUUUUUUUUGUCCAGGAAUUCAACCUUAUUGAUAGAAGAGAACUUGCACCACUCCAAGAACUGAUUGAAAAACUCACCUCAAAGGACAGAUAAAAGGAUGCAGAGCUGUGUGAAUUGUUCCUCAAAUGAAACUGAGGAGUGUAUUUGGAUUUCGUUGUAUUUUAUUUUAUCUCGGUUGUUUUUGUCUUAGGUUUGGGGGGCUUGUUUGGGUUCCUUUUUCUUUAUUCUGAAUAAAUGAAACCAUAUUCAUAUUCUAUUGCUAGAGGAAGCCAAGAACCACUCUCUAUACAUUUGAUGGGGUAAAUUUUGUUUUAGUGGCAUAAAGUUUUUUUUUAACCUGGUUUUGGUUACUUGUGACAUUUUUGAUGAUACUGUGUGUUGAAAGAAAAUGCUUAUUGAUUGGACUGCUGAUGGAUGGGGGUUGUGUGUUGUGUAAAUUGUGGCCGAUUUUUGAAGUCCCCAAAAGACUUAUGUUUUUAAGUGCCUUGGCAGGCUCACUUCUGAGGUGCAAAGCACAGACAUGGAACUGAACAGGACUUGAAACAAUAUUAGGAUCACUAUCCAGGGCACUUACUGAUGCAUGUUUUAAAAUACCUAUGAUAAAAGCCAUAGUUUACUUAAAUUGAUGAUUUCCAGCUUUUACUACAUUGAAACACACAAUUUGUAAAGGUGUGCAUGUAGAACAUACAAAAUUAGUAUUUCUUAAUUAUUUUUGAUAUUGAUGGUAAUUCUGUUCAAAUACCUAAAGUUCUACAAGCAGGUCUUUGUCCAUCUCUUGAUAUCUGUGAUAUUGAAACUUCAGGAUGUUGAAAUGUAAAUACCUAUUGGAUUUCGGCUUCUUUCUACAUGUUAACUGCACUGUGGGUAUAAAAAUUCAGGUUAUAUGUAGGUUUGCCAUCUUCAGAGGUGAUGCUGAACUGUGAGAUUUCUUAGCAAUUGCCAAAUGAGCCAUAAGUCUGCAGCAUCCCCUUCCACUUUGAAGAGGAGGGGAUAGGAGUGUGUGUUUGUUUGUGGAGGUUAAUUUGUAUGGGGAGUUAGGGAUGGGAUUAAGUACGGGGAGUCAAGAAAGUCCUGUCUUAAAACCCUUGAAUAGAAUGGCAUGGAGAUUUUAAUCAGUUUCUUGUAAACAAAGUCUUAGAGACUUCCUUUUAGGAAUCCACUUCCAUGAGAAGUUAAAGAUAAAUUAUUAAUUUUAGGUAUAGACAUUAAACAUGGAAUUUAAGGACUGUUUGAGGAAAUUAAUCACUUUCCAGCAUUUCCAUUCAAUGAAUGGAGCUGGUGUUUGCCUGUCAUUUUAAAAUGAUACAGUACCUUCUUUGCUUAUUAUUGUCUCAAUUUGAAACAUUCUGCCUUCUGAUUUUUCCACUAUGAAAGGAAUUUUUUUUUUCUUUUAAAGAUUUUAUUUUUUUCCUUUUUCUCCCCAAAGCCCCCCAGUACAUAGUUGUAUAUUCUUCGUUGUGGGUCCUUCUAGUUGUGGCAUGU